Molecule: messenger RNA, 2836 nt
Organism: Scophthalmus maximus (turbot)
Lineage: Eukaryota; Metazoa; Chordata; Actinopteri; Pleuronectiformes; Scophthalmidae
Gene: zswim2
Product: zinc finger, SWIM-type containing 2
Exons: 10
Coding region: 232-1971 (579 amino acids)
Molecular function (GO): zinc ion binding; ubiquitin protein ligase activity
Source: RefSeq, a predicted model, not a curated record
UUUUUUUGCAGUGGCCUUUCCAUAGUCUGUGGAGUUCUGCCGAGACAUAAUUGCUGGCUGAGAACUUAAUCCAAUAGCCUCCCAAAUUGCCCCGUCGUGGGACACGAGGGAAUAUCAUAGUCAAGUGUGCAGCUGAGAAAGGACCCCCCGUAAAUGACUUGUUCAUACCUCUAAUGUGGAGAUGAUUCUGACGAAAGAGACACAUUCCAAGAUGUAUUUCUAUACCACAGGAUGUUUCGGAACACGUCCUGGAGGAAAACAGCCAGCGACGCGGUGAGUCUCCGCCAGGAUCAGGCCCUCAGCACGACGGUGUUCCUCCUCAAAUCCUACGGCCCCACGGGAUUUCUGCUCCAAGAGGAGGGCGCCACCAGAAACCACAAGGUGUGCUUGGGUGACCCACAUACCUGCACGUGCCCUGUGUUCACCAAGGAGCGGGAGCCGUGCCAACACAUCUGCUGGGUUUUGCUGCGGAAAUUCAGACUACCCAGGGAGCAUGAAUAUUCAUUUCAACAUGGACUUGUUGAGAGACAGAUCUUGGACGUGCUCCACGGCUUGCACCAAGACAAAGCCCAGCGGAUGGAGAACGCUCCGGGGAGCCCGAGCCAAGUAGUCAGGGGCCAGGUGGCUGGAAGUGUCUGCCGGAAGCUGAUCCAGGCCGGGGACGUGUGUCCCAUCUGUCAAGAGGAGCUGCUGGAGAAGAAACUGCCCGUGUCUCACUGCAGGUUCGGUUGCGGCAAUAACGUCCAUAUCUCCUGCAUGAAAGUGUGGGCAGAUCACCAGAAGCUCACGGGCCACGUAGAGACGGUGACGUGUCCCCUGUGCAGGGAGGCGUUCAGCACCGUGAAGUUGCUCGAGGAGCAGGUGAAAAAUGCGACAAAGCUCUUCACCGCUGCGGAGCGAGAGAAGCCGAACCGACACCUGGGGGUCGUCUGUCACGUCUGUCGGGUCUGCCCCAUCACUGGCGAAUGUUUCAAAUGCAUCGUGUGCAGUUACUUCUAUUUGUGCGAGGACUGCUUGAAGAAAGGCUGCCACCCACAGCAUCCGUUUGCUUCACGUACAAAAAGAAGAGACGAGUGGCGUCUCGUGGCGCAGGACCUGUUGAGUUUUGAGCCAGAGGGAGCCACCUGUCAGACAGCAAACGACAGCAUCAUCCCUGCAGACCAUCUAUCAGAAAACGUGUUGGGUUGUCUGGCUACGGUCCGGGUGAGAUCGGGGUCUCGGCUCUUGGACGAGGGGCAGCAGUGUCGAAUCUGUCUGCUGAACUUCACUCUGGGCCAGUGCGUCCGAACUCUACCCUGCCAGCACAAGUUCCACACAGGCUGUGUGGACGGGAUCCUGCGGAAGUCGAACUCCUGCCCUUUGGAUGGAUUUGUCAUUUAUGAUCCCUCGACUUGGGGAAGCCGGGAAAAGAAGACCGCCCAGGAGUCGGCCUCCGACCGCUCCGGUGGCUCUGCCAAACCAGAACACAUCUUCAGUGACCUGUUCCUCCCAGGAGUGCAACUGCAGCACAGGAGUGCCACGACUGCUCCUUCACACGGUCCUGCAAAAACCAUAAACAUCCCACAAGAGUUAAGUGACCGUUUUUUUGGCCUAUGCAUCACCACCGCAAAUGCUGCAACAAAAGAAGGAGUAUUGCAGAAACAACAAAGUCUAGUUAUUCCUGAAAGCGGUUCUUUUGACCAGCCAAGCGCAUCUAACUCAGGUGACAGAGUAAACACAUGUUCCUCAGAAAAGACAGACAGCUCUGCGUCCUCGCCUUAUAUACCUGUGGUAAAAGUCGGCGAGCAGCCACAGGUGAAGCCUUUCGUAGGUGUGAGCAGACCAGGCAACGCAGCGACUGUGGCCUUCCCAGCAUGGCCAGAAAGAAAAUGCCUGGUUACUACACAAUUCACCAACAAGAAACUUACUUCAGACCCAAGAAUGUUUAGGCUCUUGAUAAACGCACAGCAACGGAGAAAAAAAGAAUCUUAAACUUUGGCCUUAUUUUAGUUUUAGCGGUGUAUCUGCACUUACAUUUCACAAUCAAAUAAUAAGUGUUUGUAAAAUAAUAUUAAGAUGUUUAAUCAAACACAAAGAUAUUGGUAUCAAGUAAAGUUUAUUAAUUUAGUGCACAAAAUAAAGGCAAGACUAAUAAUAACACUACCAUUACUACAGAGGUAAACAGGAGGUGCCCACCCGGCGAUAAACAAAAAAAGCCUGUGAGGUUUAGCGGCGGGACACAAGAGGAGAACACUAUAGAAACACAAAUCGAUACGGAUACAUUCAGCGAGAUCACUCUUUAGUGGGGAGUGGCAGUAUAGGGUUCAUUUGCUCGUGAGCAAAUCAGCACAAAGUGUCAACCAAACUACUCCUCGUGUUGCUGGUGAAGCCGGGAUAAACUGGCAGCUGAUUUUGUUAGUGUACUUGAACGAUUAAGUGCUCCACUAGUUGCUACAUUAAAAAAAAAUUAAAAAUACAAAGUUCAGGCUUCUUGCACAGUCCCAUGACAAAAAAAUCAAAUCCUAGAACAAUUCACAUUGAUACCACAUCUCGAAUGACGGAUGCUUUAAAAAAAAAAAAGUAAUUCAACCAUCGAGUGAAACACUGAUGCACCUCUCAGACCUCUGCUGUAGAAAAAACAUCACAAAUGAUAUGAAGUCACAGUCACAUUUUACAUAAGAUGUCGCUUUGCUAUAUACAUAGAAAAAAAGCACAUGAAUGUGGCUUAUACACAUACAAAGUGAACUCAUUAUUUAAAAAGGUUUUUUCCAGUUGGACCAUGGAGGAAGACUAAAUAUGGCAAAGCUGUUGCUGCAAAGUGAAUUGACUUGUAAUAAAUAUUGCUAGUGGAACCAUU